AUGAAGUCACUCAGCUUGUCAUGGGUCACCGUGGCCUUGACCAUUAGCGCCUGCUCCAUUUCUGUUUCCAGCGCUGCUCCCGCUGCUACCUUCUCGGACGACGCAACCUCACCUGCUGUCAUCUACAAGGUCGCAGGUAAACCUUCAAGGAAGUCCAACUUCGGCCUAGGUGCCUUUAUCGAGACCAACAUCAACUCUGGAACGGACGGCGGUCUCUACGCCGAGAUCAUCCGUAACCGUGCCUUCCAGGACAAUGUAAACAACGCUGCCAACACCAACAAUGCGCUCGGAAAGGGCUCUCUGCUCCACUGGAGCGCCACCAGUCCGUCCACUAAGCUCUCUCUUUCGCUCGACAACUCGCUAACACCCGCUCUACCACAAUCCGCUGUGGUAGGCGGAGACAAGAGUCAAUCGUGUGGUAUCUCUAACCCUGGUUGGGAGGGGAUUAGUGUCACCACGCAGCCCCACAAGCUAAGCUUCUACGCUCGUUCCCCUACAGGCCAGCCUUCGACGGUGCCGGUCGAAUUCGGCCUGUACUCGAGUGACUACUCCAAGACGUACAGCAAGCAGAUCAUGCCACUCAAGCUCUCCGGCGACUGGCAGAAGUUUGAAAGCACCUUGACACCCUCGCAAGUAUCCAGCAGCAACGACAACGUCUUUGCCAUCAGGACUGCCGGCGCAUGCAAGGACGGCUUCCAGCUUAAUUUGGUAUCGCUCAUGCCCCCGACCUUCGAGAACACGGUGGCUCGACAGGACCUUGCUCAGGCACUUGCCGACAUCAAGCCGCUCUUUGUAAGGCUGCCGGGCGGCAAUGAUCUCGAAGGGAACAACAUUCCCUCCUGGUUCAACUGGACUAACGCUGUCGGUGAUCUCAAAACGCGUCCUGGCCGAACGCCUACCUGGACCUCGGAUUGGAAUACCGAGGGCCUUGGUCUCAUGGAACUGAUGGAUCUCACUGAAAAAUGGGGAGCCCGAGCUGUGCUUGGUAUCUACGCUGGUUAUUCGCUCGACGGAAAAGCGGUGCCGAAGGAUCAGCUUGGACCAUACAUCCAAUCAGCGCUCGACCAGCUUCACUUCCUUCUCGACACCUCGGGCCGCUGGGCAGACUUGCGAAAGGCUUACGGACGUGCACAGCCCUACACGUUCGAGCACGUAGAGAUCGGCAAUGAAGACUGGCUGGGGGCAGCUAUCAACACGUACGGCGCUUAUCGAUGGGCUGCGUUCCGCGAUGCGAUCGCCAAGGAGUUUCCUCAGUUGACUCUUAUCGCUUCGACGCUCAAGGACGGGGUCGAGGGAGCCAAGGCGGUGGACGAUCACAUGUACUCUACGCCCGACCAGCUGUUCGACUUUACCGAAGGCAUGGAUUCUACGUCGCGGGCAGUUCCCAUCUGGGAGCUCGAAUUUGCCGUCAUCAACUCAGGUCUCACUAAUGACACUGACAUCUAUAGCGGUCCCGGUCGUCUCCAACACCCAACGCUGAUUGGGGCUCUCGCUGAAGCGGCUUUCCUUGCAGCGGCUGAGCGCAACGGUGACGUCUACUAUAGUGCGGCCUACGCUCCCAUCUUCCAGAACGAGGGCAAAAGCAUGACGCAAUGGACUCCGGACUUGUUGAGCUUCAACUCGGGCCAGAUGGUCAAGUCGACGUCGUACUGGAUUCAGUAUGCUUGGGGCAACCAUCCGAUCAAACAGAUCCACGAUGCAGUUUUGUCGACACCGACCAAGUCGUCGCACAUCUAUCAUUCCUUCGGCUCCAACAGCGAGGGCAGCUUGGUGGCCAAGCUGAUCAAUGCCAACUCGAGCCCAAGGACGGUCAAGGUGCAAGUGGGCGAUGGAAGCAAGCUUUCAGCUAGCAGCGCCACGAGCUGGCAAAUCAAGGGAAGCGACGCUCAGCAGGCCAACACGCUCGGCAAUCCUCAGGCGGUGUCUCCACAGACCGCUGACGGUCUGCCGCAGGGAACUUCGUUCGGUUCAGACGGGUCUUUGACAGUGACGCUGCCGGCUUACUCGGCCACAGUGAUCACUGUUCCUCUUGCGUAG
Messenger RNA from Sporisorium graminicola, 2037 nucleotides. RefSeq lists its product as uncharacterized. The record is from RefSeq and is a predicted model, not a curated record. The coding region runs from base 1 to 2037 and encodes 678 amino acids. Gene Ontology annotation, molecular function: alpha-L-arabinofuranosidase activity. The transcript has a single exon. Gene Ontology annotation, biological process: L-arabinose metabolic process. NCBI's taxonomy places the organism in Eukaryota, Fungi, Basidiomycota, Ustilaginomycetes, Ustilaginales, Ustilaginaceae.